UUUUGCGUCCCAAAUUCUUCACGCCAAUUCCACGUAUUACUUUUGAUAUUGCGACGUUCCGUUCUCCCCUUACUUCUUCACUAUAUUAUUUUCAGCAUCGUUGGAACAAACGCGACGUUCAAGCAAGGUCAGUAGAACAACGGCAGGUUCGUCAGCUUCGAAUGCGUUGCUGAAACAGGCGAUAGCGAAUCGUCUGAAACCACAACUUAAUGAAAGAAGCUCCGCACAAUGUAAGACAUCUGCUUAUGAAAGCGUGCGCAGUGGAAAUUCAGCUAACGAACUGAGUGGCGAAAAGGAUAGCGCAGAUGAGGAGAAGACGAAAGUGAAGGAGAACUUGAUAACACCGAGUGAGACGAAACUAUCUAGCCCUGGUUUGCAUCUCAGCGAAAGUGUAAUACCAGACUCUAAAAAGAGCACACCAUCUUCGCAUUUGAAUGGAACUGACGAGCAUUCACCUGAAAAGCUUGGAGCUCACGCAAACUUGCCUGAUGUAACCGACAAAACUUUGGCGAGGAGCUCGCGAAAAAGUAUGCAUCAAAGAGCAUUCGCAGUGACAGGCCCCAAUACUGAUUCCGGUGAAGUGCAGCAUCACGAAUAUAGUAGUGGAAGAGCUACCCACAGUGGAAGCAUCUCGUCCUCAAGCGACUAUCAAACGUCCUUAGGAGGAGAAGAAGCGGCUGAUGUCACAACUCCGGAGGACAACAUUAGCUCAUCCAGGAGAAAUUCUUCCAUCGUUUCUUCGAUCGACUCACCGCACGCCUCUUCCCACAAAAGUGUCACUUUCGAUGAUCGAGUUCAGUUACAUGAAAUAGAGCGAAAUGAAGCUAUAGAUAGUGACGAAGAUGAGGAAGAGCCCACAGAGGAGCACACAUUCGAAAGCUAUGCAAGAAAGCAGUUCGAACAGCUGUCGAGGUCUCAAUUUGAGCUGGAACAGGAGGAUCUAAGCGAGGAGUCAGAUUUGAAUGAGGCUAACGUAGAUCAGCGUUUCGCAAACUAUCGAGCUUCUCCUGUAUAUAUGAUGCGCUCAGGCACUCCAUCCUCAUCAGAAGGAAGCUAUCAAAGCUCCUUAGUUGAACUUUCGAUGCCAGACCAAUGUGAUGAGAAUUUCAGUACUGCACGUCUUGACAACACAGACUAUGUGGCUCACGGAGGAGUAGACGCUUCUGUUCAAGUGUCAUACAUUAAUAGCCCAUUAUUAUUGACGAAGAAUGCAGACGCAUCUACAAGCACCGAGCGCCUGCGCGAAACUCCUGAAAGUUGGAGACGAAGUUUCCACGGCUAUGACGGAAGUGAUCAAAACGAGUUAGAGCAGGCCAAGUACGAUCGUCGCGGUUCUUGUGGGUACGGACAGUUGGAGACAUCUCCAAAAAGAAGAGCUCACCAUGCCCCUCUCGAGCGCGAUGACAUUGAUUCGUUACAAAUGAGAAGAGAACUUGUGUACGAGGGUAAUGAGGAUCCAUCACUUGCUGGUUCACGAUCGUCAGACGAAGAGAGAGGAGCUGGUCGGACACUUACAGAGGAGGAGAUACGCGCAAGAUUCUUGGCUAAUUUUGCGAAACGACGCCAUGACUCAGUAGAAGAAGAUCCCUGUGAUCCUGUACAUACGAUGGGCUCACGUGACUCCAUGGUAUCCUCCGGUUCCAGAGAAUCGGUAGUUUCGUCUGUGUCUAUCGGAAAGGAAGCGUUCACACACAGAAAUUUUUUAUAUUGA
Messenger RNA from Cylicostephanus goldi, 1711 nucleotides. NCBI's taxonomy places the organism in Eukaryota, Metazoa, Nematoda, Chromadorea, Rhabditida, Strongylidae. The record is from the annotation of a GenBank genome assembly.